Entrophospora sp. SA101 is the source of this 459-nucleotide messenger RNA. Lineage: Eukaryota; Fungi; Glomeromycota; Glomeromycetes; Entrophosporales; Entrophosporaceae. The record is from the annotation of a GenBank genome assembly.
AUGCCUCAUGGCAUAAAAAGAAACUAUCAAGAUCAUUAUAAUCAAUCAUCAACAACAACAACUACCAAUUCUUUGCAGAUGUCCAAUAAUAGUAAUAAUACAUCUUUAAAUGAAGAGGAUCAAGAGGAUGAAAGUGAGUCAGGUGAAAGUGAGUCAGAUGAAAAUGAGGAAGAAGAAGGAAGUGGAGUAGAAGAGGAGGGUUGGAUUAGUCCAAAACAAGUCCUAGCACCGAAUGGAAAAUAUUUAAUAAUAAAAUAUGAUGAAGUGGAGACAGAGCAAUCAGGUAGUGAAAAGGAAGUUGAUGAUGAAGAUUUAAGUGUCUUAGAAUCAGAUGAAGGAAUCCAUUCAGGUUCAAGACGUUGGUUGAAUGUGGAACUUACAAUCCUGUUGAAGUAUAUAUUCAGAAGAAUUAAUACUAGAAAAUUGUACCAUGAUUUAGGACUAAAGAAAAGCUCCUGA